AUGCUAGCUGGUAUUGCUGUUCCAAGUGGUGGUAAUGAUGAUGAUGCCGGCAUUGUUAACGAUGAUGUCGCAUUUCUACCUAUAGUUAAUGAUGAAGUAGAUGAUCCUGUAGAAUUCCCUAUAACUAAUAAAGCUGAUGUAUCACUAGAAUUUGGUGAAAUUGAUGCAUUCUGUGAUGUUAAGAUUGUUGUUGAUUAUGCUGCUGUUGUGAAUGUCCAAUUUCCUAUUGAAUUUAUUGAAUUUGAAUCAUGUUUAUUCGAAUUUACCGGCGGUGGAUCUAUUGGUGAUAAUGGUGCUGGCGAUGUAGCAAAAACUGAUUGA
Racocetra fulgida is the source of this 321-nucleotide messenger RNA. The record is from the annotation of a GenBank genome assembly. Lineage: Eukaryota; Fungi; Glomeromycota; Glomeromycetes; Diversisporales; Gigasporaceae.